GUGUGGCCUUUCCUCUUCUUCCAGGGGCUUUAAGCCAGCUGUUUAUUCUCUCGCUCCAUCUGUCUGUGUGCUCGCUCGCCCAGAGAAGGGAGGUUGAGGAGGCAGAGGAGGCAGAGGAGUCGGACCACGGUGGCAGGAGGCCACGCAGGAGCAGACGGAGUGCCAGAAGAAGGAGGAGGAGGAGCAUCAGGGCGCCGCCGGCCGCAUCCCUUCGUAGAAAGCCGGGAGGUCAGCCGGGAGGAGGUGCACCAGAGGCGGGGCGGGGGGGCCGCAGCUCCACGUCCACUCGCCGCCGGGACGCCCAGCCGUCACCACCGAUAGUCGGACUAAGAUCGGGCAGCGAGGCCUCGCUGACGAUGGAUUUCAAGGCCAACCUGAAGGGGGUCAAAGAUCGCAAGGCCAACGCCAACGCCACGCCACAGGUGGACUUCCGUGGCGUCCUAAACAAGAAGAAAACCGCCGACACGCCCACCCCUGAGAAGAAGACGGCGAAUGCGGACAAGAACGGCGAAGGCCACAAGGCGGCGGCCAACAACUGCGUGGACGGAGGCGGCGGCGGCGGCGGCGGCGAGGCGCCCCAGUUCACCGAGAAGCUGAGCGACGCCGCGGUGCUGGAUGGACAACGUCUUCGCCUGCAGUGUCGCGUCUCGGCCGCGGGUGACGGCGUGGCCAGCUGGACGCUGGACGGGAAACUCAUCAAACCGUCCAAGUUCAUCGUCCUUGCCAAUGAAGGUGGCCUCUGCUCGCUGACCAUCGACAAAGCUCUCCCAGAAGAUGAAGGCCAGUACAAAUGCAAGGUGGAGAACUCUGCGGGCCACGCCGAGUGCUCUUGCAUGGUCCUGGUGGACGACCCUCCAGAAAACUCUCCGGCUGACAAGAAUUCCAAGAAGAAGACUCCGACCUCAGAGAGUGAAGCUCGCAUAAAGAAACCCACAGCCAAGACGCCUCCCAAGCAAGCGCUGCCUCCGCACAUCCUUCAGUUCCCAGAGGACAUGAAGAUCCUGGCAGGAGAGAAGGUGGCGAUCCCCUGCAAGUUUUCUGGCGCGCCGCCCAUCAACUGCACCUGGCUGAAGUUCAGGAAGCCUAUCCAGGAGGGCACGCCGGAAAUCACCAUCACCAGCACAGAGAGCAGCAGUCACUUGACCAUCUCUAGUGGCCAACAGGAGCACUGCGGCUGCUACACCAUCGAGCUGAGGAACCAAUAUGGCCUCCGACAGGCGGCACUCAACCUCACCAUCGUGGAUAAACCCGACCCCCCAGCAAAGGUUCCGGCGACGUCAGAUGUCAAGCGGGCUAGUCUGACGCUGUCCUGGUACGGUCCAACUUAUGACGGCGGCAGCGCCGUGCAGUCGUACCACCUGGAUAUAUGGGACUCUGUGGACCAAAAGUGGACACAGCUGGUGUCCUGCAACAGCACAUCCUACAACAUCCAAAAUCUUCUUCCGGAACGCCAGUAUAAGUUCAGGGUCCGAGCAGAGAACAUCUACGGGAUUAGCGAGCCGGGUGCUGAGUCAGAGGCUAUAACAGUGGGCUUAGUGGACGAUGAGAACCAGGAUGAGGUGGAGGAAGAGGAUGACGAGAAAGAGCCAGACUACAGACAGGUGGCGGUCCGAGCAGACGUGAAGGUGAAAGAGCUGUACGACGUGGAGGAGAGGCUGGGAACAGGGAAGUUCGGACAAGUCUUCAAGCUCGUGGAGAAGGCCACCAAGAAGGUAUGGGCAGGGAAGUUCAUCAAGGCGUACUCAGUCAAGGACAAAGACAACGUCCGGCACGAGAUCGGCAUCAUGAAUAGCCUCCAUCAUCCCAAGCUUGUCCAGUGCGUGGACGCCUUCGAGGGCAAGUCUGACAUCGUCAUGGUGCUGGAGAUGAUCUCUGGCGGCGAGCUGUUUGAGCGCAUCAUCGACGAAGACUUUGAGUUAUCGGAGCGCGAGGUGAUCAAGUACAUGCUGCAGAUCGUGGACGGGGUGGGCUUCAUCCACAAGCAGGGCAUCGUGCACCUUGACCUCAAACCGGAAAACAUCAUGUGUGUCAACAAGAUGGGCAGCAAGAUCAAACUCAUUGACUUCGGCCUCGCCAGGCGGCUAGAAAAUGCUGGAACUCUCAAAGUUCUGUUUGGGACACCAGAGUUUGUGGCUCCUGAAGUGAUCAACUAUGAAGCUAUCAAUUACCCAACUGACAUGUGGAGUAUUGGAGUAAUCUGUUACAUACUGCUGAGCGGUCUCUCGCCCUUCAUGGGCGACGACGACAACGAGACUUUGGCCAACGUGACUUCGGCCACGUGGGACUUUGAGGAUGAGGCCUUCGAUGAGAUCUCGGACACCGCCAAAGACUUUAUCACCCAGCUGCUGAAGAAGGACAUGAAGAAGCGCCUGACCUGUCCUCAGUGUUUUGAACAUGCUUGGCUCAAGCAAGACACCAACACCAUGAAGGCCAAGAAGCUGUCCAAGGAGAGAAUGAAGAAGUACAUCCUUAGGAGGAAAUGGCAGAAAACAGGUCAUGCGGUGCGAGCCAUCGGCAGGCUGUCGUCUAUGGCCAUGAUGGCCGGGGUCAGCGCCAAGAGGGGCUCGCCCACUGAAGAAGAUAACCAGUUCCUGGAGUGCUUGGAGCUGGAGCAGAAAGUGGAGUGCAAGCCUACCUUCAGCGCGGUCAUCAAGGACGUGGAGGUGGUUGAAGGCAGCGCCGCCCGCUUUGACUGCAAGAUCGAUGGUUACCCCGAUCCCGAGGUGGUGUGGUACAAAGACGAGCAGCCAAUCAAGGAGACUCGACACUUCCAGAUCGACUACGACGAGGACGGAAAAUGCAGUCUGGUCAUUUCUGAGGUGUCGGGCGACGACGACGCCAAAUACACGGUGAAGGCGGUCAACAGUCUGGGGGAGGCCACGUGCACCGCCGAACUGCUGGUGGAGGUGAUGGCCGGGGAGGAAGAGGAGGAGGAAGAAGAGUGAAGCCACUUCCUUGCUGUGUCUCAAUCGGCGCACUUCCGUACUUACACUUUUGAGUGCACGAGUGCGAUCACAAUGAGAAGUAAGUGGUCAAAAUGGUGAGUGUGCGGUAUUGGACACUAACUGUACCAGUCGCCAUCUUGGCUCCAUAUGGGGAAGGGGAGGGGCUUCGAAACUAAAAGCCCUCAUUUGAAGCAGGGGGUUUGGGACAGAACUACACCGUCAUAAUUGGCCUGACUCGGUUGACUGACGGAAGUAUUCCAUUUGAGACACAGCCUUGGACUCUAGCAGGAAGCAAGGAACCCCCCCCCGGGCAGGAAGCGGUGCACUUCUACUUCCUCUGUGAGUCCAGGGAAAGGAUGAAGGCGCCUGAUAUUCACAGAGCUGGCUCACAUGAUGCACAGCCAAGGUGGUGGAAAGUUAGACACCAAAUCACAAGUUUGACUUUUAACUUAAUGAUCUGAAAACAAACCAAAAAAAAAGAGCUAACGGCACAACCUACAGGUUGACCCAGCUCUGUCAAUACAGCCUGAGUGACAACUGUGAUAAUCAUUAUUUAUAAGUACACCACACACAAACGUCUUUCUCAUGUAGAGCGUAGCUUGGUUUGUUUUUGCGGAAUGUGUGUGAGCCUUAAAGCGACGCCGUCGCCAUGGUUUCCUUUUGGCUGCCUUCCAAACAUGUUUGCUGUGUUCCCACUGGGUGACACUGUGCUUUCACCACAUGGCCUCCUUCACACACUGACGACUACGACGAUGAUGAUGAUGCUCCCUGUCACAUGACACCGCAUCACGAGCAACGGGGAUCAAACAAGUGGCCUUGCAAUCACGAGACAGCCCUGAGCCAAAACUUUGUGUUGAAGCGCACACACAUGAUUUUUUUUUUUUUUUUACGGCUUUGUAAAUGACGUCAGCACUUUCUUUCAAUACAAUAUUCACAGAACGGAUUCAACUAAACCAGGGGUGUCCAAAGUCCUUUUAUUGGCAUGUGGUACAUUGUAAAACAGCAAAAAGGAAAUUAUACUUUCAAAAAUAAUAGUCCUAUAACACAAAGCGUAUCUAAAUAGGAUUCAUUUUUAAGAUAACAGGACUUUAUUUGUCAAUCUGGCCCCUACAUUGUCGGAUUUUUCAGUAUACGGGUUUUGGCCUAAAAAGUCUGGACCCCCCUGAACUAAACAUUUCACAGAUAUAUGUGUGUUGUAUAUGUACAUUUAUUUCACGCACACACCGACCUUGGAGAUUUUCCGCACGUCACAACUGGCAGGCAUUUGUUUUUUUUCAACUAGUUGUGUAUGAAGAAGGUUCCUGUCUCGUUUGUACAAUUCUAUAUGACUUUGACAUGUAUGACAACACUGCCAGUGUACUUUCCGACUAACACUUAAGUAAUAAAAUAAUCACAAACCAA
Nerophis lumbriciformis (worm pipefish) is the source of this 4346-nucleotide messenger RNA. Its product is annotated as myosin light chain kinase, smooth muscle-like. The record is from RefSeq and is a predicted model, not a curated record. Gene Ontology annotation, molecular function: ATP binding; protein kinase activity; protein binding. Gene Ontology annotation, biological process: protein phosphorylation. NCBI's taxonomy places the organism in Eukaryota, Metazoa, Chordata, Actinopteri, Syngnathiformes, Syngnathidae.